Messenger RNA from Empidonax traillii (willow flycatcher), 327 nucleotides. RefSeq names its product NmrA like redox sensor 1 (gene NMRAL1). NCBI's taxonomy places the organism in Eukaryota, Metazoa, Chordata, Aves, Passeriformes, Tyrannidae. Bases 1 to 327 code for a protein of 108 amino acids. The transcript has 3 exons. The record is from RefSeq and is a predicted model, not a curated record.
AUGGAUGCUCAAGGUCAAGGGGCGCAGGGAGGCAGCGUGGUCCGGGCGCUGCUGGACGAUGGCACCUUCAGGGUGCGGGCGGUGACGCGGAGCCCCAGGAAGGCGGCGGCGGAGGAGCUGAAGCGCAGGGGAGCCGAGGUGGUGAAGGCGGAUCAGGACGAUGAGCCGUCGCUGGAGCAGGCCUUGGCGGGUGCCUACGGAGCCUUCGUUGUCACCAACUUCUGGGAGCACUGCAGCAAAGAGAAGGAAAUCGAGCAGGUACCUGUGCUGGCAUUAACCGGGACCACUCGCGUGGCCACAGGAUAUGGUGUCUUUGGGGAGUGUUAA